Striga asiatica is the source of this 3649-nucleotide messenger RNA. The record is from the annotation of a GenBank genome assembly. Lineage: Eukaryota; Viridiplantae; Streptophyta; Magnoliopsida; Lamiales; Orobanchaceae.
UUAAAAACUGCACCGUCGUCCUCCUCAAAUGAAAUUCCAGAUUUUGUUCAUUCUUAAUAGUUAGGGUUUCUCUCUCUCGCAUUCUGCUAUCGCGCACUCACCUGAUUACCCCAAUUAAGCGUUUUAACGAUCUGAUUUAUGGACCCGGCAGUAGGCAUGGAUGAGAAUGAAACAAAGCUGUCUGUAGCUAUUGAGGACAAAAAGACGGAGGCAGAGGUCGAUGCUGAUGAUUCUGCCAAGAAUAACCAAAUUCCGAUUCUGGCAAAAGAUGGGCCCUCGACAUAUCUGCACCCGCUACACAAGCUCAAGCGUGUGCACUGGUGGAUUCUGGUCGUCCUCAACAUAACAUUCCUUCUCGUGGGCCAAGCAGCUGCUGUCCUCUUGGGUAGAUUCUAUUACGACAAAGGCGGAAACAGUAAAUGGAUGGCCACUUUAGUCCAGACGGCCGCUUUCCCGGUUCUCCUCGUCCCCUACUUUUUCCUCCGUUCCUGCUCUAACUUGGACGAACCUCCUCCCAAUUUGUCGGCCUCACCUUCCUUGCUCGUUUUGACUGCAAUCUACAUUGUGAUUGGGGGCGUGGUUGCUGGAGACAACAUGCUCUACUCUGUUGCCCUCUUAUACCUCUCGGCCUCCACUUACUCUCUCGUGUGUGCCACCCAGCUGGCCUUCAACGCCGUCUUCUCCUUCUUCAUCAACCGCCAAAAGUUGACUGCCCUCAUAUUCAACUCGGUGGUCAUCCUCACUUUGUCGGCUGUCCUUCUUGGCGUCAACGAGGACUCGGACAGGCCUUCCGGGGUCACCACCCGCAAAUACAUAGCUGGGAUCAUCACAGCCGUUGCUGCUAGUGCCCUCUAUUCUCUCUUGUUGUCCGUAAUGCAGCUGACAUUCGAAAAGGUCCUCAAGAAGGAGACAUUCGGGGUCGUUCUUGAAAUGCAGAUGUACACUGCGGCUGUCGCGACUUGUGUGGCGGCUGUAGGUCUAUUCGUGAGCGGUGAAUGGAGGACUCUCGGGGGCGAAAUGGGUAGUUUUGCGAGCGGGAGGUUCUCGUACGUUAUGACGCUCGUUUGCACGGCAGUGUCGUGGCAGUUCUGCUCAGUGGGGGUCGUGGGCUUGAUCUUCGUGGUGUCGUCACUUUUCUCUAAUGUCAUUAGUACUCUCUCGCUGGCCGUGACGCCCAUAGCAUCGUUGAUCGUUUUCCAUGAUAACAUGAAUGGUGUGAAGAUUGUUGCCAUGUUGAUGGCGUUUGUGGGAUUUGCGUCAUACAUCUAUCAAAAUUAUCUUGACGAUAUAGAGUUAAGGAAGAAUGUAAGGAGUGUUGAUGACGUUCCUUAAUGAUUCUUUUGCUCUGAUUACUAUAAAAGAAUGUCGGGUUUCAUUUUUUUUAUUCGGGUUUAGAUGAUUUUUCUCAUGGCAACAGAGGUCAUAAUUGAGAUAUUUUGUUUGUUAGUAAUAUGUGAUAUGUUAAAUAUUGACUGAAGCAAUUUUAAUGGUCAGCCUCUUGGCUAUGUGAAACCUUACAGAGGAUUACGGCAGGGAGAUCCUCUUUCUCCAUACCUCUUUCUAAUUUUGACUGAAGCCUUCUCUAAUCUGCUUGAUCAAGCUUGUAAAUAUUCUAAUUUUCAAGGCAUUAAAAUUGGCCGUUUUGCUCCUUCAAUUUCUCAUCUUUUUUUUGCAGACGACUCCAUUGUCUUCUGUAAAGAUGAUUGUCAUAAUGCUAUGCUUUUGAAUAAUAUUUUGCUUAGUUAUGGUAAGGCAUCUGGACAGGUUAUUAAUCUUUCUAAAUCCUCCAUUUUAUUCUCUAAAAAUACUACUGCUGAGGCCAAGGAUUUUAUCUGCCAUCUGUUUGGAGGGGUUCAAGUGGUUAAGUCCUCUAGAUAUUUAGGGAUGCCUUCAGGUAUUGGUAGGUCAAAGCUAGAAACUUUUAAAUUUGUGUCAGAUUGUGUAUUUGAAAGAGUCUCUAAUUGGAAAAAUCGGUUCUUGAGUGAUGCAAGACGAGAAACUUUGAUUAAAACUAUUUUGGGAGCUUUACCAGUGUAUAUUAUGUCAUGUUUUAAGUUGCCUGUUGGGAUUUGCCAGAGUAUUUGCAGGGUAAUGGCUGAAUUUUGGUGGGGAUUUUCAGAAGAGGGUAGAAAAAGAAUUCAUUGGACAGGAUGGGAAUAAUUGGCAUUACCUAAGGAUAAAGGUGGGUUGGGUUUCAGAAAUCUCUCCCUAUUCAAUGAUGCUCUAAUUGCAAAAUAAUUGUGGAGAGUGAUUUCUCAACCAAACCUAUUAUUAAGCAAGGUAAUGAGGGGGAAGUAUUUCCAUGACAAGCAAAUAUGGGAUGUGACUACAAAAAAUUCGGAUUCAUGGCUCUGGAAAUCUUGGUUGAAAGCUCGAUAUGUUCUUAGAUUGGGGGUCAGAUAUAAAAUUGGAGAUGGGAAUACGAUUAACAUAUGGGAAUCACCCUGGCUUCCUAGAGCUCCUCAGUUUAAACCUUUCUGUUGUUUUGAGCGAGAUAGAUUGCGCUUGACAAAAGUGACUGACCUAUUAAAGGAGGAUGAUGGCAUGUGGGAUUUGGAGCUUGUAAAGCAAACUUUUCUCCCAAAUGAAGCUGAAGAAAUACUCAAACUUCCUGUACCAGUCAAAGGCAAAGAGGACCAUUUGGUGUGGCAUAACUGUCCGCAAGGCCUCUUUACAGUAAAGAAUGUUUAUAAUUUGCUUGUGGAAAAUGCAGGACUAGUGAAAGACAUCCCAGAGCAUAGCAAUCAGAACAAUAUUCUUAAGAAGGUCUGGAGGCGAACUUGGGGGUUACAAGUUAAGAACAAGAUAAAAGUGUUUGUGUGGAAAUGUUGGCAUAAGUUCAUUGGAGUUCAAGACCAGUUACUUAAGAGAGGAAUGGUGAUAGAUCCAAUUUGUCAACAGUGUGGUGAGCAGAAUGAGACUUUAGAACAUAUCUUUUUCUCUUGUAGUAGAGCGGAGAGAGUUUGGAAACUAUCAGGGCUUAUUUGGGAUGGAUUAAGGGAUAAAGAAGAUGACUUUCGAAGCUGGUGGACAGUGUUGUGUACAAUGGACAUUGGCAGGAGGAGGAAAGAUAGAAUAGAACUCACUACGUAUCUUCUUUGGUGGCUCUGGCGCACCAGGAAUAAUUGGAUAUUUAAGAAAGAAUGGAGGUCUGAAAAGGAGGUGGCUGAGGGGGCUAUCUGGGAGUGGAGGGAAUUCACCAUUAUCAGUACCAAGGAGGGAGAAGGUGAGUAGUAAUUCUGGUGUCUUCAGGGGGAGGUAAAAGUGAAGGUAGGGCAGUGAUGUAACUGUCAGUGCUGAAUCUUUUACUAAUUCUUGUUGAACUACUCUCACUGCUUAUGCGGAUUCUUGGAAACUGGUUCGUGGGAAGUGCUCAGAGGCUUCAAUGGGAGUUAUGCUGUUUUGUAAUUAUGUGUGGUCUUGCUGCUGUUGUUUAUUUUUGUAUUUCCUCUUUUGUAGUUGAUGUGCUGUUUAGCUUCUUUCUCUGUAAUUUUUUAGUUUCUGGUUUUAGAUGUUUAGUGUUUGGAUAUGCUGAUUAGGGGAUCUUGGUUUGUAACCUUUUCCCCCUGGUUUGUUGUUGGUCAGAUUGCUGUACUCUUUUAGUUUUUUUAGCUGGGCUUGUACUUGGUUGUUUGUGUUUAUAUAAUNU